This is a messenger RNA of Sporothrix brasiliensis 5110, 660 nucleotides long. Its product is annotated as DOPA 4,5-dioxygenase. NCBI's taxonomy places the organism in Eukaryota, Fungi, Ascomycota, Sordariomycetes, Ophiostomatales, Ophiostomataceae. The transcript has 3 exons. The record is from RefSeq and is a predicted model, not a curated record. Bases 1 to 660 code for a protein of 219 amino acids.
AUGGCUGCUCCUGACUUUUACAACCCCCCGAUCUCUGCGUACCCCUCGCCGCUGACGGGCUACGAGGGCAAGGCACCACUCAGCGAUGAGAAGAACGACGACGGCAAGAGCCUCAAGAACGAACCGGCCGCCCGCAGCCCAGCUUACGACGCCUUUGUCGAUCCCCUGGAUCGUGGACGGCGAGGCGGAUUUGACGUCCACAUCUACUACUUCCAGGCCAACCCCCAGCAGCUGGAGUACGCCCGCGCCCUCCACGAGCGCAUCCGGCGAGACCUAGUCCCUGAGCUUCGCAUCUACCGCUUCUGGGACCGCCCCAUCGGCCCCCAUCCCGUCGCCAUGUUCGAAGUCAACCUUUUUACGCCGGCCCAGUUCGGCGCAUUCAUUCCCUGGCUGGCCAUCUGGCGUGGCCCCUUGUCGGCCCUCGUCCACCCCAACACCACCGAAGGCGGCGGCGCGGCCGACCCGGUCGGCGAGAUCGCCACGGAGCGCCGCAACCACUCGCAGCGGGCCAUGUGGCUGGGCGAGCGCGUGCCGCUGGACUUUACCGUCUUUGACAAGAUGGCCAUCAACGCGGCGGCCGCAGUCGCGUCGGGCAACCCUGCCGGCUUCAGCGGAGACAGCGAAAAGGCGGCCGCUGUCGAUGCCAUUGGUCAGACCUGA